GCAAUUUUGAAAUUCGUAAAUGUCAACUUUUUAAUUGUCGCAAAAAUUUCAGUCAUAUUUUCUUAUUAAAAUUACGUGAAUCAAAUAUUAAAUAAAAACUCGGGGAGCACAUCGAUACCAGGGACUGGUGUUCGCCGCGUAUCGGUUGUCUCGGCUGUGGUAAUAAGUUGUUUGUGUUGGCGCGUGGGACGGCUUCAUAAAUGAAUAAUGUCUCUGAGGUCGAAGGCGCUGGCUCUGGUGGAGGUCCUGCUGCGAGUGCCGCCGCUGUUUGUGGUGGAUGAGUUCCUGAAGAUCAGCCUGGGGCUGCCGGUGUCGGGCGCGGACGAGGUGACGCUGCUCAGCAAUGUGUCCAUGGACCACGUCGAUUUGCCCGACUCGGAAACCUACUACGACGCGAACUUUUACAAUGCUUUCGUGUUCACAUUGAUGAAGUUCCUCGUCUGCUGUAUAGGAUGCAUGUCAGCGUUGUGCAUAUUCGUGCUGUACACGAAGCACCUGAUCAUCGUGUACCUGUACCUCAUGUCCGUGGGGCUGGUCUUCGUCUCCUACUGGACCAACGUGUCCGCCAUCAAACAAGUCCAGGCGCUCACGCUCGCCGCGACGUCCCCGCACCACUCCACCAGCAUCCUAGAGGACAUCCUCAACCUAAACACCAAGAAUCUACUUGAUCUCGACGGCCCAGGCAUACUAGUUAUCCAGAACUUUGCUAUACAGUUCACAUUAGCCCUACUCUUCAAGAAUGUACACUUAGGUCCUCGCCAUGCGACUGUUCAGAAGCUCCUACCAGUCAGUUUCAUGGCACCGUCCUUUUUGGCUAUGCUCCCGGUCCCGCCCAAUUUACUUCAUCAUUCGCCGGUGUUUUCUACUCUGCUGCCACUUUUCCUAGUCAAAUACGUGCUCUGGUCUUCAGCGGAUAAUGUUAUACACGUAAUUUACGCAGGCAUCCAGCAUGGCAGGCUGUUUGUAAGCAACUAUGGACUUUCCGCCCUUGUUGAGACUGAAUGGAUGCGCUUAAAUGUUCCUUGCGUGCUUCGCGUCUUUUGGGUGCUUCGCGUCGCCGAGCACGCGAUACUACUCCUCAUGGACAACUAUGACGAGGAGGCCGAUGAAGGUCUCCGAGUUUCAACUCUCCUAGCCGUCCAAUCGCUAGCAUCGAUGGCCAAAUCUCUACUCGUGACCGGCUGUGAGACUAUAACCGCCGUCCUUGGCAUGACUUCAGUGAUCUCAUUCUUUUGCCACUACAUUGGAAACUUCUUCCAGUGGAUAUUACUAACCGACGAGGAAGAAGACAAAAGUAUUGGCACAGUAUCCGCUAUAUUGUUCUACAUACUGGCUUUGCAGACAGGACUGACUUCCUUAAACCCUGAGAAAAGAUUUAUCAGAUUAUGCAGAAACUUCUGUCUCUUAUUCACCGCUUUGCUGCACUUUCUGCACAACAUUGUGAACCCAAUGCUGAUGUCUUUAAGCGCGUCGCAUAACCCAAGCAUGCACAGACACGUCAGAGCUUUAGGAGUCUGUGCUUUUCUUAUAAUAUUCCCAAUAUCGCUACUGGUGUAUCUGUGGUCGCAGCACUCCGUCUCAACCUGGCUGCUCGCCGUGAGCGCCUUCAGCAUAGAGGUGAUAGUCAAAGUUGUGGUCAGUCUGAUGAUAUACUCAUUAUUCUUAAUCGACGCGUACAGAAGCACUUUCUGGGAACAACUUGAUGACUAUGUCUACUAUAUCAGAGCUUUUGGCAACACAAUAGAGUUCUGCUUUGGGAUUUUCUUAUUCUUCAACGGCGCGUGGAUUUUGUUGUUUGAGUCCGGAGGGGCCAUCAGAGCGGUGAUGAUGUGUAUACAUGCAUACUUUAACAUUUGGUGCGAAGCUCGCGCGGGCUGGUCAGUUUUCAUGAAGCGCAGAACAGCUGUUAAUAAAAUCAACUCCCUCAGAGAGGCAUCCGCAGACCAGUUGGACACUCUGGACGACGUCUGCGCGAUCUGCUACCAGGAAAUGCACUCAGCAAAGAUCACCCGCUGCAACCAUUAUUUCCACGGAGUGUGUUUGAGAAAGUGGCUGUACGUCCAAGACCGCUGUCCACUCUGUCACGACAUACUCUAUAAGAUAGACAGUGACAUAAACAAAGACUCGGACCAGGGUAACGAGGAGAACAGCAACAAUCAGAACUUGCUGAUAGAAGAAGAGCCCGAACUGAUCUUAGGCGAGGACGUGAGGUGACUCGACGGCCAAAAUAUACGACCUAUAAAUUAGAAAAAUAAUUUGAGUGGUAUUUUUUAAUGAUUUUGUAUAGUAAGUUAUUGUUUUUUUUUUUUUAUAAUCAGACGGAUGAACCUGUGAUUGCUUGGUAUAAAGUCUAUUUUUGUCUGUGUGGGUGUUGUGGAGUUUUGUGGCCGAGCGAGGCGAGGGUCACUAUAGUCUCUGUGUACUCGAGUGUCGAAUGUUAAAUUGCGCUAGUGUUACGAUCUAACAAUUAGAAAGACCAACGGCGAGUAAAAAAUAAACACUUCUAAUCUGUAACUGUAUACAACGCUGUUGUAAAAUUGUUGUAGGUGGCGUCACUUUAGCAGGGUCACACGUGUCCCAUGGCAUGUCCCAUUUAUUUUGUGAUGACAAUCCGAUGACCUCCGCAUAUACUUGUCGCUUUCAUGUACCAGGCACCACUUUGUCAAGGCGCUACUGGUAAAUCAUUAGAAAUCGUUGUUAUUUACAGCCAACAAGGUGGUACUUUUUCCUGAAACCGUCACAUGACAUAACGCCAUCUGUUGUUGAUGUGAUAUCACUAAAUGUUUCAAUACUUUCAAUAGAUCAGUGUUUUUCAAACUGUAGGUCGCGAGCCUUAAAACAAUACAUCCGCAAAACAUUUAGUUCGUACUAAAGGGGCCCACUGAUUAACAGACAGCCGGACGGUAUUGGCCUGUCAGUUGUUCGGAACUGUCAAAAUUUUGUUCUAACUGACAGGCCGAUACCGUCCGGCGGACUGUUAAUCAGUGGGCCCCUUAAGGGGGUCGCGUCAUAAAUAAGUUUGAAAAACACGGCAAAAGAAAUGGGCCUAUGACCUCGCUAAAAUGACGGAAUUUACAAAAAUCUCAUUGUUUCAAAGGAGUACACCAUUGUUUAGAAAUUACUACUAGUGUAUUUUUACUCGUCCCUGGAGAGACAUAAAAACUAGACAUAUAAAGCUAUUUGUAAAUAGAUAAGGUAUUUAGAAAUAGCUUUUAAUAUUUGAAACUAUUUUAAAUUAUAUAUAAAAAUAGUAAUUUCUCACGGUAAAAUGUAAAUAAAACAUUUAUUUUAGUAGUAAUCUGCCUUUGGUCUCAUAGUUUGCUGGCAGCAGAGACAAAUAAAAAUAGAAACUCAUAUGAAGUAAUUUUUUUCAUUUAUGUAGAUCUCAGAGGGCCUAGCCAAGAUGCCAAUCGUGUGCGCCGUAGCGAACGAAACGGUAACGUCUCUCUCCAUAUAGUCCAUGUCCGUAUAAGUGCGCCAGAGAUAGCUAUAUUAGCGUUUCGUUUGCCUCGCCAUAUGUACAUUACCAGUCCACAUUUAUUUGUCUCUGCCAGCGAGUAUAAAUCGGAUUACAAUUUACAUUUAAGUUGUUAAGAUAUUUUUGCUUGGACGUGAUGAUAUAUUACUUAUAAUAAAAACUAUUAAGUACGGA
Cydia fagiglandana is the source of this 3652-nucleotide messenger RNA. RefSeq names its product protein TRC8 homolog (gene Trc8). The transcript is spliced from 2 exons. The coding region runs from base 208 to 2214 and encodes 668 amino acids. Gene Ontology annotation, biological process: ERAD pathway. NCBI's taxonomy places the organism in Eukaryota, Metazoa, Arthropoda, Insecta, Lepidoptera, Tortricidae. The record is from RefSeq and is a predicted model, not a curated record. Gene Ontology annotation, cellular component: endomembrane system; endoplasmic reticulum.